This is a messenger RNA of Solanum verrucosum, 1979 nucleotides long. RefSeq names its product probable GTP-binding protein OBGM, mitochondrial. Gene Ontology annotation, molecular function: GTP binding; magnesium ion binding; GTPase activity. NCBI's taxonomy places the organism in Eukaryota, Viridiplantae, Streptophyta, Magnoliopsida, Solanales, Solanaceae. The coding region runs from base 363 to 1979 and encodes 538 amino acids. The transcript is spliced from 6 exons. The record is from RefSeq and is a predicted model, not a curated record. Gene Ontology annotation, cellular component: mitochondrion.
UUGAGCCGAAGGGAAGGAAAAUUGAUGGUGAAUCUCCACGCAGUUGUUUCAUUCGACCGCCAAAAAGGAGAGCUACAUCGGUGAUUGCAGCACAAACAAGCAACAUCAAUCCCAAGCAACUACAUGAUAGGAAUUCUGCAGUAGCUCAAGCACAACAAGACGGAUGCACUGGCAAUUUUAGGAUAUUUGAUUCUCCAUUCGGAAAUUUUCUUGUACCUGUAAUUCCAACUCAUGCGGAACUGGCCGGAUCGGAUAAUCCAUCCAUGCUUUUAAGUAAAGGUGAUUAAAUCUAAGAAUCAGAACUGAUUUUUUCAUAGUGUGGAACCUCGGUGACUUGGAAGAUAACAGAGUAGAACAGGGAUAUGUCAUUGAGCCAGAAAGUCCUCUACUUGAAGGCUUGGCAAAGAUGCUUGCGGUCUCCAUGGCUAAUCCAAACCUAUUCUUUCUCAGACAUUGUCCACAAGAAAACAAAGCUUGCUCCUCUGCAGGAACGUAGAAUGAUUGACCGCUUUCGCAUAUGGGCCAAAGGAGGUGAUGGUGGCAACGGUUGUAACAGUAUUCGUCGUAGUCGACAUGAUCGCCGUGGCAGACCUGAUGGUGGGAAUGGUGGACGGGGUGGUGACGUGAUAUUAGAAUGUUCCCCUACAAUGUGGGAUUUGAGUGCUCUGCAGCAUCACAUUAAUGCAAAGAGAGGCGGAAAUGGGUCUUCCAAAAAUAUGAUAGGAAGCAGAGGAGCAGACAAGGUGAUCCAAGUUCCUGUUGGUACCGUCAUUCAUCUAGUAGAGGGUGAACUUCCAUCUGCAGUAGAGAAGAGUUCAAGUUCUAAAUUGGACCCUUGGGAGAUUCCAGGUACAGUUGAUACUGAUUCGUCAGAGUUGUCUACACAAUCAAUUUCGGCCGACCAAACCAGUUCAAAAGUUGAGAAGAAAGUCAAAUCAUGUGGACGUCGAGCUUCUCGUGGUGAAGAAUACUCUACACCUAGGACACAAAUUUUUGGUUUGCCAACCAAUUCCCGCACUACGUGCUCAAUUGCUAGCGACAAAUUCGAAAGUGAUGAUGAUGAUUUGAGUGAUUGGGAGGAAGAAAGCUGUGGACAAAUGGAAGAUCAAGAUGGUGAUGAUAUUAUGGGAACAGAAUGUGAAGAUGAGUUGGAAGAAACUGAACUUAUAGAAUACAAUGUGGCAGAGUUAACAGAACAAGGCCAACGAAUAGUUGUUGCUCGUGGAGGGGAGGGUGGCUUAGGCAAUCUGUCUAUGAGGAAAGCAUCAAAGAUGAUGCAAAAGGGAGCCAAUUCUGAUGAUGAAGUAUCUGACGAUUAUGAUCAUGCAUCACCAAGUGUUGGCUUGCCUGGCUCAGAGGUGGUACUUGUGCUAGAACUAAAGAGCAUUGCUGAUGUGGGUCUUAUUGGGAUGCCAAAUGCCGGCAAAAGCACCCUUCUCGGGGCAUUGUCAAAGGCUAAACCUGUUGUCGGUGAUUAUGCAUUCACAACAUUGAGGCCUAACUUAGGUAACGUAAAUUACUACGAUUUUUCUUUAACUGUAGCUGACAUCCCAGGACUCAUAAGAGGAGCCCAUGAGAAUCGUGGUCUUGGGCAUGCUUUCCUUCGGCACAUAGAACGUACAAAAGUUCUAGCCUAUGUGGUAGACUUGGCUGCAGCACUGGGUGAUAACAAGGGAAUACCACCAUGGGAACAGCUAAAUGACUUGAUUUUGGAACUGGAGUACUAUUCUGAGGGUUUAUCUGAUCGACCAUCCUUAGUGGUGGCUAACAAAGUCGAUGAAGAUGGGGCUGAAGAGGUAUAUAAAGAACUUAAACGCCGUGUAUCUGGUGUGCCUGUUUUCCCAGUUAGUGCAAUCCUAGAGGAAGGAGUACCAGAACUGAAAGAUGGUUUGAGGAUGCUUAUCAGUGGUGAACAAACACACAGGCUAAAAUUAGAUGGUAUAGUUCUUCACCAGAAUGCUGCUUCUGCGAGCAUCUAG